This is a messenger RNA of Dictyostelium discoideum AX4, 363 nucleotides long. RefSeq names its product acyl carrier protein (gene ndufab1). Gene Ontology annotation, biological process: fatty acid biosynthetic process. NCBI's taxonomy places the organism in Eukaryota, Evosea, Eumycetozoa, Dictyosteliales, Dictyosteliaceae. The record is from RefSeq and is a predicted model, not a curated record. Bases 1 to 363 code for a protein of 120 amino acids. Gene Ontology annotation, cellular component: catalytic complex; mitochondrion. The transcript has a single exon.
AUGAUUAGAAAUACCUUCAAAUUAGUUUCAAAUAUUGCUGUUCGUCCAGCUUUUUCAAGCACUUUUGUUAGACAACCAAUUGUCGCUUCAUCAAUGAUGGUUAGAAACUAUGGUUCAAUUUCAGAAAAAGAAAUCACUGAUCGUGUUAUUGGUGUUGUCUCACAAUACGACAAAGUCAGUGGUAAAACUGUUACACCAACCACCACUUUCAAAGAACUCGGUCUUGACAGUUUAGAUUCUGCCGAUAUUUUAGUUGCCGUCGAAGAAGAGUUUGGUAUUGAAAUUCCAGAUGAAGAAGCCGAUAAAAUUACUUCAUGUGCUGAAACUAUCUCAUACCUCAGAAAAACACCAACUGCCAAAUAA